AUGAGUUCGAUUAAUCUUUGCUACAUCGUCCUGAAAUUCGGUGGAUAUUGGAGUGAGGUGCAAGGUCAAACGCGAAUGAAGUAUAUAGGUGGAAGUCAGAAAACCAUAAAGCUUCAAAGAGAUGAAAUCAGUUUGGUGUUGCUAAAACAACGAGUUGAAGCACUUUGUCAUUGGAUACGGGGACAACCGUUCGACUUACACUAUCAUGUCAUCGGAACUUCACCUAAGAAUUACAUGUUGGUUGCAAGCGAUUCAGAUUUAGUUGACAUGUUGAGCAGUUCCUAUGACAGAAAUAGAUUUGAGAUAGCAGUCGCAAUGAAACAUUACGAGGUCGAUAUGUCCCAGAACAUUCAAACUGAAUUAAACAACCAAUCAAAUGAAAUGUAUCAGUACUGCUCGAAUAUUGGAGACUAUAAUGAUAUUAUAGUAGAUGAUGUGUGUGAUGAUCUUUUUGUACCACAAAUUGAUGAGGCAAAUAGUCUAUUUGUUGGUUCGCGGUUUGACGAUUCCCAAAGUUUCAAGCAAGCUGUUAGGUCGGCUGCAAUUUUAAAGAAUUAUGCUAUUAAGAUAAAGGCUAGUGACAAAUCCAGAGUGAUUGUUACUUGUGCGUAUAGAGGUUGUCCUUGGAGAAUACGUGCUUCAUUGUGUCAUGAUGGGCACUCCUUCGAAGUCAGGAAAAUUGAAUCAAGUCAUUUAUGCCCUGGGGUUAAUAGAGCAGGAAACAAACAAGCAACUACUAGUUGGGUUGCUCAUGAAAUCAUGGACAUUGUAAAGAGAAAUCCUGAUAUCACACCCAAAGAUAUUAGCAAUAAUUUGGAGGCUACUUAUGGAUUAUCCUUACCAUAUAUGAAAAUUUGGCGAUCCAGAGAGUUAGCAAGAGAUGUCAUGUUUGGAUCUGUCGAUGAUAACUAUAUGUGGGUUCCUACGUUGCGAUAUGAAUUACUCAACAGGAAUGUUGGCUCUCACAUUACAUACAUGUGUGACAGCAGAAGCAAUGCAUUCAAGCGAUUCUUUGUUUCUUUCAAAGUGUGUAUUGAAGGUUUUAUUAAUGGAUGUAGACAUUUAAUUGGAGUAGAUGCAUGUCACCUCAAAUCAAAGUAUCUUGGCGUACUGCUUUCUGCGAAUUGUUUGGAUGGAAAUAAUGGGCUUUACACUAUAGCAUAUGCUGUUGCAGAAUCAGAAUCUAAGAAAUCUUGGGAAUGGUUUAUGAAGAACUUGUUGGAAAGCUUGGCUUGUGAUAUAGAAAAUUUAGCAUUCAUUUCUGACAUGGAAAAGGGCCUUAGCGAAGCUAUAAAACUUAUUUUUCCAAAUGCCGAGCAUAGGGUUUGCAUGAGACACCAAUGGAAAAAUAUUAAAAAAUACUUUCGUUGUGAGGAUGGCAACAAGCUCCAAAAUCUAGUAUGGACAGCCGCAAAUAGUUACAACCUACAUGACUUGCAGAAGAAAAUGGAGGAGAUCUUCAAAAUUAGUCCACAAGUGCACUCUUACUUGAGUUCAUUGUCAUGCAAGUGGUCUAAGGCUACCUUCUCUUUACACAUUAAAAAUCACUACAAUACAAAUAAUAUGUCUGAAUCCUUUAACGCAUGGGUCGAAGAUGCGAGAAGUAAACCUGUUGUUGAAUUGAUUGUUAUGGAACAACGCUCGCAAAGAAAGAUAAUUUCUGCAUCCUGGAGAAGUCAACUUGUUCCUCAUGUGGAAGAGUAUAUUAGAGAUAUUACAACAAGGAAAGUUCAUUAUAUCAUUCGCCAAUCGACGUCAAGCAGAGCUGAAAUUGAAGGUAUUCAUGAAAGGCAUGAGGUGGACAUAGAAAUGAAAUUUUGUAGCUGUGGAUUCUGGCAAAUUAGUGGUCUACCAUGCAUACAUAGUGCAGCUUUUAUUGGAACAACACAACACAUAUUAUGGCAUACAUAUGUUGAUGAUCACUACUAUCUUAAUAGAUACAAAAUGACGUAUGAUGGUGCGAUCUCAACCUUACCAGGCAAGGAGAUGUGGGCUGCAGUCAGUGAUAAUGUGGCGGUCAGACAGAAGUCUGACAUCAGUCGGCUGCUGGUUGGAAGUCCGAUGGUGAUCGAGGAUGAGUCUGGUGGCAAGAGAACUCAAGUUUCUCUUCUUCCUUCUCUUCCAGACGGUGGUGGCCUUGGGCAGGUGGAGGCAGGUUGUGGUGGUGGGCGGCGACAGGCAAAGGUGGUUAAGCGAGCUUGCUUGGGGUGUAAACGGUUCUCAUUCAAAACUAUGCGAGUUUAA
Dendrobium catenatum is the source of this 2244-nucleotide messenger RNA. RefSeq lists its product as uncharacterized. The transcript is spliced from 3 exons. Gene Ontology annotation, molecular function: zinc ion binding. The record is from RefSeq and is a predicted model, not a curated record. Lineage: Eukaryota; Viridiplantae; Streptophyta; Magnoliopsida; Asparagales; Orchidaceae. Bases 1 to 2244 code for a protein of 747 amino acids.